Thunnus maccoyii (southern bluefin tuna) is the source of this 2493-nucleotide messenger RNA. Its product is annotated as perforin-1-like. NCBI's taxonomy places the organism in Eukaryota, Metazoa, Chordata, Actinopteri, Scombriformes, Scombridae. The record is from RefSeq and is a predicted model, not a curated record. The transcript is spliced from 5 exons. Gene Ontology annotation, biological process: leukocyte mediated cytotoxicity. Gene Ontology annotation, molecular function: pore-forming activity; calcium ion binding. The coding region runs from base 101 to 1933 and encodes 610 amino acids.
ACCACUGUCACCUCACCCCCUCACCACCUCCUGUACUGCUUUUUUUUUUUUACUUUCAGACACAAAGCACUGAUAUUUAUGCUCACAGUCAGUUUCACACAUGCGGCGUGAACAGCCGAGGCAAGGGUUAAACCAUCAUUUUACAUCUAUCACCCAACAUAACGUCAACAUGUAUCUGUUAAAUAUUUGCAUCUGUGCCGGCCUCAUGCUGUCCCUGCCUCAGCGUACGUAUCAAUCAUGCACAGAAGGGAAACCCAGCCAGUGCCUAGAGGCAGAAUUUGCUCCGGGCACCAAUUUGGCCGGGGAAGGCUUCGAUAUCACAAAAAUGGAACGUAAAGGGGCCUUCGUGCUCGACAUGAAUCACUGGAAACGAAAGGACAAAACAUGCACCCUGUGUAGCAACCCCUAUCAGGAGAACCAAAAGCAAAAGCUCCCCUUGUCAGUGGUGGACUGGAGGCCAAAGCAGUCCUGCAGGAUGAAAUUAGCCACUGCGCUCCACAAAUCCAGUGAGUCUCUGCUCAGUUCCAGCACAUCUUCUGUUGAAAACAACUGGGGAGCCAAUCUGGAUGUUAAUGUGGGUAGUAAAAGUGGCUCGUUUAUGCUGGCUGGCACCAAUUCUAAAUUGGCUGAAUACUCCAUGGAGAAAACAAAGAAUGACAAGUAUAGUUUUGCAACCCAAAGUAUGUCCUGUGAGUACUACAGUUACCGAGUGUCUAGCAAGCCCAGGUUGCAUAGAGAGUUUAAAAUAGCAGUGAAUCAGCUCCCCAAAGUCUACAGCCCUGAGUACAAGCAACGGUUUUACAAUCUGAUUGACAAAUUUGGCACCCAUUACAUCACCAAGGUGAAAUUGGGAGGAAGUGUUAACUCUGUGACCAGCAUCCAAGAGUGCAAGGCCAGCCUGCAGGGCCUCAGUUCGGAGGAAGUGGAGAUGUGCCUGGAAGUCGAGGCGUCCGCCAGCAUCAAAGCUGAAAUGAAGACCCAAGCAAAACACUGCAACAAGGACAGUGAGAAGACGGAGAGUAAGUCAGCGUUCGCCAGCGUCUUCAACGACAGGUUCACAGAAAUAAACGGGGGCCACACCACCGAGCCAGACCUUCUCUUCUCUGCUGACAAAAAUCCAUCGGCCUACACAGAUUGGCUGAGCUCAUUAUCACGGAAUCCAGACAUAAUCUCAUAUUCCCUGGAAUCGCUGCACGAGUUACUGGAUGCCAAAAAGCCUGCCCGGAAGAACGUGCGCUCUGCAAUUAGACAUUACAUCCUGGAGAAGGGCCUGAUGAGGAACUGCAGCGCCCGCUGUCAGAACGGCAAGAACAACCCGAGGGAUCCCUGCGUCUGCAACUGCCACAAUGACCCCGCUGUAACCCCAGACUGCUGCCCGACCCGUAAGGGCAUGGCACGGGUCAUCAUAACUGUACAACAUGCCACCGGUCUUUGGGGAGACCACACCACUGCCACAGACGGCUACGUGAAAGUGUCCUUCAACGGGCAGAUGGUGCGGCGUUCUCCUGUCAUUUACAACAACAACAACCCCCACUGGAACAUGAUCGUCGACCUGGGCAGCCGGGAUGUGUCUGCAGGACCUAAAGUGAGAUUUGAAAUGUGGGAUGAGGACAGCGGCUGGGACGACGACCUGCUUGGAGAAUGUGAGCAAUUUGCGUAUGUGGGAGUGAAAACGGAUCUCUGUAACCUGCAGCACGGCAGGCUGUUCUACAAAGUGGAGGUGACAUGUGCUCCGAAUCUGAGCGGAAAGUCAUGCACGGACUAUAAACCUUCGCCUAUGAGUCAAAGUCUGAAGAAGCUUUAUGUGUCCCGUCAUGCCCACCCUAUUCCAAAGGCCAUCCUGUCAGAGAUGGGUGUGUUUGUGAAUGAAACAAGCUCAUACAGAAACCAGAGUCUUACUGCUGAGAGUCGAAAGUAUGAUGAUGUGAUAUGAGGACCGUCUACGGCUUUAAUGUGGCUCACAUAGCAACAUUACUCUUUUCAUUUGGUAAACUGAUAAGCUGAAGGCAACUCAAUAUUAGGAAAAUGCUAUUGCUCACUUUACAGUUUCUGUAUAUUGAAUGAUUUGUGUUUGACAAAAGAGAAUUGCUAAUGCAGGCUUUCUGCAAUCUACAUGAACAAAAAGAAGCAUGUCACUGAAAUUUAUUGUUUUAAGUUUAUUUAAAGAUUUUAAAACAUUUAAAAUAUGAAUUAAAAAAGUAGAAGGUAAUAUAUUCCCAUUUUUAUCAACUGUAUCUACAUAUCCGCAUCAUACUCUAUAAUACUGUAUGUAUAUAUUGUAGACACCAGCCUUGUUUUAACAGCAAAAUGUGAGUUUGGUUUAAUGCAGCUUUUAUUCACAACCUUUAUUAUGCUUCAGUUUUUAUAUACUUCAGUUUGUAUAUUCAAGACCUACAUAUUUGAAGAUUUUGUUUGAUGCAUUUUGCUGUUUCUACAUAACUACUUAUAACAUGGUUGGUGUGCUUUAUGUAUUUUAAUCACAUUGUUGUAUUU